AUGGCUGAGCAGAUGGUUCUUCGUGGUACCCUUGAGGGCCACAAUGGCUGGGUUACUUGCCUGGCUACCUCUCUGGAGAACCCCAACAUGCUGCUCUCUGGCAGUCGCGACAAGACCCUGAUCAUCUGGAACCUUACCCGCGAUGAGCAGGCCUACGGUUACCCCAAGCGCAGCCUCGAGGGUCACUCCCACAUCGUCUCUGACUGUGUGAUCUCCUCUGACGGCGCCUACGCUCUGUCCGCCUCUUGGGAUAAGUCCCUCCGCCUGUGGGAGCUCGCCACCGGCAACACCACCCGCACCUUCGUUGGCCACAACAACGACGUCCUCUCCGUCUCCUUCUCCGCCGACAACCGCCAGAUCGUCUCCGGUUCUCGUGACCGCACCAUCAAGCUGUGGAACACCCUCGGUGACUGCAAGUUCACCAUCACCGACAAGGGCCACGCCGACUGGGUCUCCUGCGUUCGCUUCAGCCCCAACCCCCAGAACCCCGUCAUCGUCUCCGCUGGCUGGGACAAGCUCGUCAAGGUUUGGGAGCUCGCUUCUUGCCGUCUCCAGACCGACCACAUCGGUCACACCGGUUACAUCAACACUGUCACCAUCUCCCCCGAUGGAUCCCUGUGCGCCUCCGGUGGCAAGGACGGCACCACCAUGCUCUGGGAUCUCAACGAGUCCAAGCACCUCUACUCCCUCCACGCCGGCGAUGAGAUCCACGCCCUCGUCUUCUCCCCCAACCGCUACUGGCUCUGCGCUGCCACCAGCAGCUCCAUCACCAUCUUCGACCUCGAGAAGAAGAGCAAGGUCGAUGAGCUCAAGCCCGAGUUCGUCGAGAAGAGCGCCAAGGCCCGCGAGCCCGAGUGUAUCUCUCUCGCCUGGUCCGCUGAUGGCCAGACUCUGUUCGCUGGUUACACUGACAACAAGAUCCGUGCCUGGGGUGUCAUGUCGAGGGCAUAG
Aspergillus clavatus NRRL 1 is the source of this 951-nucleotide messenger RNA. It is a transcript of the gene cpcB, whose product is annotated as 40S ribosomal protein RACK1. Gene Ontology annotation, cellular component: nucleus; cytosol. The record is from RefSeq and is a predicted model, not a curated record. The transcript is spliced from 4 exons. Gene Ontology annotation, biological process: rescue of stalled cytosolic ribosome; positive regulation of protein phosphorylation. The coding region runs from base 1 to 951 and encodes 316 amino acids. Gene Ontology annotation, molecular function: protein kinase C binding; ribosome binding; translation regulator activity. Lineage: Eukaryota; Fungi; Ascomycota; Eurotiomycetes; Eurotiales; Aspergillaceae.